This is a messenger RNA of Lichtheimia ornata, 1470 nucleotides long. RefSeq lists its product as uncharacterized. Gene Ontology annotation, cellular component: endoplasmic reticulum membrane. The coding region runs from base 1 to 1470 and encodes 489 amino acids. Gene Ontology annotation, biological process: protein N-linked glycosylation. The transcript has 9 exons. The record is from RefSeq and is a predicted model, not a curated record. Gene Ontology annotation, molecular function: dolichyl pyrophosphate Man9GlcNAc2 alpha-1,3-glucosyltransferase activity. Lineage: Eukaryota; Fungi; Mucoromycota; Mucoromycetes; Mucorales; Lichtheimiaceae.
AUGACCUUUCAAGCGACCCAAUGGUUGCAUUCGCUGGUUGGCUCAUCAGAAACAACAUGGACACUUCCUUUACUUUCUUUCCUGAUACCGCUACUGGUGCGAUGGGCCGUUGCUUUGAAUCCUUACUCAGGCUACAACACGCCACCAAUGUAUGGCGAUUACGAAGCGCAGCGUCAUUGGAUGGAGAUUACGCAGUAUCUUGACUUUUCUCAAUGGUACAAAUAUGACCUUGACUGGUGGGGCCUCGAUUAUCCACCCUUGACCGCGUAUCACAGCUGGCUCUGUGGUGUCAUUGGAACAAUGAUCAAUCCCGAAUGGUUCUUACUCGAUGCAUCUCGUGGAUAUGAGUCUCCUGAAAGCAAGUUCUUCAUGCGUACCACCGUCAUCGUCUCCGAAGCAUUGAUCUACACAUCGGCCCUUUGGUAUUUUUGUCGAAUGGUCUAUCCAACAAAAAAGUAUACGAUGCAUUUGCUUAUCAUGAUGCAACCUGCACUUAUCCUGAUUGAUCAUGGUCAUUUUCAGUACAACAGUGUUAUGUUGGGAUUGAGCUUAUGGGCCAUCAAUGGUUUCUUAUCCGGUCAUUACGUUCUCGGUUCAAUCGCAUUUUGCUUGUCGCUGGCAUUCAAACAAAUGGCUCUCUACUAUGCUGUGGCUAUUUUCGCUUUCCUUCUCAGCAAAUGUAUCAAGGCACCUACCACCAUCCAAGGCUUUGGUCUUCUCGUUAAGCUUGGGUUGGCGGUUAUCAUCAGCUUUGCUCUCCUCUUUUUGCCAUGGAUUGGGUCUUUGGAUCAAAUGCAGCAGGUCAUCCAUCGUAUCUUUCCAGUAGCGCGUGGGCUUUAUGAAGACAAGGUCGCCAAUGUUUGGUGUGCGCUCAAUGUCGUGGUCAAGUUACGUAACCUGAUGUCCUUGCAAUCCACUGUACGCCUCAGCCUGUGUGCCACUUUGGUCGCUAUUAUCCCCAUCAAUGUUCAUCUUGGCCUUUCACCUACGCCUGCAAGAUUUGGAUAUGCACUUGUCAAUACUUCACUCGCAUUCUUUUUGCUUUCGUUCCAAGUACAUGAAAAGUCGAUCCUGAUCCCACUCCUUCCCGUAUCGCUGAUGCUAAAUGAAGAACCACAAGCCGUGCAAUUGUUCAUGAAUGUGGCAAUGUUCAGCAUGUUCCCGCUUUUGAAACGAGAAGGAUUGAUGAUCCCUUACUUUUGCGUUACUCUUUUAUGGAAUUGCAUGACGGGUUUAUCAACAUCACUCAAUCGACAUUUGAAUAUGGUUGUUUAUGCAACAUUGAUCGCUUGGCAUUUUAUGGAGGCCUAUAUCACUCCACCAGAACGACUACCGGAUUUGUUCGCCGUUUUGAACGCCAUCAUCAGCUGUGGAUACUUUGUAUUGCUGUGGCUAUUCUUUUUAUACCGCCAAUUCGUUCAAGGAGAACCUGUCUUUGGUCAGCCUUUGCAGAAAAAGAAAGCAGAAUGA